Conger conger (European conger) is the source of this 7062-nucleotide messenger RNA. It is a transcript of the gene bcl9, whose product is annotated as BCL9 transcription coactivator. Gene Ontology annotation, molecular function: beta-catenin binding; transcription coactivator activity. Gene Ontology annotation, biological process: canonical Wnt signaling pathway; positive regulation of transcription by RNA polymerase II. The coding region runs from base 990 to 5609 and encodes 1539 amino acids. The transcript is spliced from 12 exons. The record is from RefSeq and is a predicted model, not a curated record. Gene Ontology annotation, cellular component: beta-catenin-TCF complex. Lineage: Eukaryota; Metazoa; Chordata; Actinopteri; Anguilliformes; Congridae.
CAAGUUUGAAACGUCUUGAAGAAACUUUUUGGUCGUCUGGCGUACCCCAGUCAGACGCUGAGAUUUUUUUGUUUGUUUUGUUUUGUGGAUUGCUGUUGUUAGUGGAUAUUCUAAAAAAAAAAAAAACAACAACAAAAAAAAACAUUCACACUCCAUCUUAAUCUUCUUUUCCCCCUCCUGGAGAAAUGGUUUAUUUACUUCGAAGAUUUUAAUUGGGUGCAAGCUUUCGUUUGUGGAAUACGUUAGCAGCAAGCUACGUCUUUCAAAAGAGAAACUACGGGAUUUGUGGGAUACUUGCUGCUGAUCGCUAUACAAAAUCUGUAUUUGGAAUGGAAGGACUUCCUGAUGGAGCGCGGUCUUUGUUCAUUUUGCAAAAAUGGGUUUGUGAAUGGAUGGUGUGAGCCACUCUUAAGGACAAGCUGCAGGAUUGGAGACUGGGAGGCGGCAGCAGUUUGUGAAACUGCUCCAGCACACACAACCUUGCUUUGUCUGCUGAGGAGGGGUCAGAGGUUACUCCCCUGGGGACCUGUGGGUAGGCGCUCCUGAUGAGGAACAGCCCGAGAGCCCUGUGAGACCUGGGGGCAUUCAAGAUUUCAGAGUUUCGUCUGCGUGUCCAGUUGCUGUGCUGAAGAAGAUAUGGCGACGGCUAUAUCGUGACACAGAGGGACAUGUUUUUAAUUGGAUUCUCAGAGAUGUUGCGGCGCAGUGCUGGCGGUUGCCUAAAUCGAAAGCGUUCUCAUUGCGGCGGCAUUAACGACAGGUGGGGUUCCCAGCGAAGCGCGACCUGAUGCAGUGCCUGGCCAAGGGAGCCUCGCAGUCUGCACUGUGAAAGCCAGGCCUUCUCCCGGGGAGAGCCAACGCUGCUGUGAAGAUGCUUGCUGGGAAUGCGGAACAGUUGAAAAGUUCACGGCAAAUAUUUGGAAUGGCUGGCAUUCAAGAGGAAGAAUGAGCUGGAGUCAAAUGUGCGUUUGUCUCGGUAGCAUAAACGUAUGCGACUCUGUGAGCCAAUGGCGUCAUACAGGGUGCCCACGGCCUGUGAGGGCUCCUGGGAGACGCAGAGAAUGCUGGAGUUGCACGACGACAGAGCAGCAGCGACCGCAGCAGCACAUUUCGGAAAGAAAGAGCGCCCGAAGAAGGAGAGGGAGGAGGCCAAGGACGGCCGUCCCAGCAGCACCUCCACCAGCAGCAGCAGCGCCCCCCCCAGGAGUUCACGUGCCAAGGCUGCUCCUACUGCCACCCCCACUGCCACACCCACGCCCAGCCCACACCAGCACUCCACUCCUCCCUCUGCCUCCCUGGGAUCUCCGUCAAUGCAUUCCAGCAAUCCCAAAGUGAGGAACUCCCCAUCGGCAAACACUCAGAGCAGUCCAAAAUCCAAGCAGGAGGCUAUGGUGCGGUCACCCCCUGUGAUGUCUCCUUCCAGCGCCGCCCAAAUGGACUCCAAACUGCCCAAUCAGGGAAAGCAAGGGGGCACGGGUGGCCAAUCGCAGCCUUCCCCCUGUGACCCCAAGACGCUGAGCAGCAGCCAUGCCCCGAAGGGCCCGCAGGGGACGGCAGGCGGCCUGGGGCUUAAAAACGGACAGGGCGUUAACUCGGGCAACGGGGCCAAGGGCAAGGUGAAGAGGGAGAGGAGCACGUCUGUGGAGUCGUUUGAGCAACGGGACACAGGGACGCCCGGGAACGAGGUGGAGCAGAAAGAACCAGGCAGCCGGGCCAAGCGGAUGUGUGUUGCCGAGCGGCGGCAGCCCUACAGUGGGACGGACUGGUGCUCUGGGGGCGAGAGCGAGGAUGAUGACCCGCGCUUCUUCAACUGUAACUCCAGCGACGUGAAGCCCCAGGACCCCAGCUCCCUCCCUCCCCCCGGCGCCGGGCUCAGCCGGUCCUCCACGCCUUCCCACAAUGCCGCCGGGGGACAGAACGCCGUCUCCGAGCCGGCCGGCAGCCAGAAGCCUCUGUCGAAAGUUGUUUACGUCUUCACCACUGAGAUGGCCAACAAGGCGGCAGAUGCAGUCAUCACAGGCAAUGCUGACACCAUCAUCGCCUACCACAUGAAGAACAUCUCCCACAGCAAGACCGACAAACCCCAUCUCCCUGUGAACAACCAGGUGGGGGCCAUCCGGGGUGACCCGAAAGGCGGACCCCCCCAGCAGCAGCAGGCCCACCCCCCAGACCAGAACCACCAGGGCUCCAAACCCACUCCAGCCCAGGGCCCCAAGCUGGCCGGCCUCGCCCAGGACGGAGCCUCGGCGGCCGGGGGCGACUCGAAGGGCAGCAGCCCCCGGAACACCUCCACGCCUCAGGACGGCGGCCAGCCCUCCGGCACCCCAGGGCCCCCGCAGCCCACCUUCCCCUCCCUGGAGGGCCUCCCCAAGGGGGCCGAUGCCAAGAUGACGGCCCAGCAUCACCAGCAGCUGGCCAAUGAGAUCAUGUCCAGCAUGGGGGACAACCCCGAGGGGCUGUCUCAGGAGCAGCUGGAACACCGGGAGCGGUCCCUGCAGACGCUGCGCGACAUUCAGCGCAUGCUCUUCCCCGACGACAAGGACACACCGCCGCCCCCUCCCCCCAACCCCGGCAUGAUGGAGGGCCCCAAGAAGCCCGACCAGGGGCCCCUGCAGGCCAUGAUGGCUCAGUCCCAGAGCCUGGGCAAGCCGGGCCCCGGGCCCCGGCCCGACGGGCCCCCCUUCGGCCCUCCCGGCCACAGAGACAUGCCUUUCUCACCGGACGACCUGGGGCCCCCGCCCGGUGGCCCCGGAGGGGAACCCGGGGACCACAUGAGCCCUGAGCAGAUGGCCUGGCUGAAGCUGCAGCAGGAGUUCUACGAGGAGAAGAAGCGGAAGCAGGAGCAGCUCCAGCACCGGCCCCUGCCCGACAUGAUGCUGCACCAACACGGGCCCCGGGGCCUGAUGCGCGGGCCCCCUCCCCCUUACCAAAUGAACCCCGGUGAGGUGUGGGGCCCCGGGGGGCCGGAGCCCUUCCCCGAGCAGAUGAACAUGGGGCCCCGCGGCAUGCACCCCCCGCACCACAUGCAGAGGAUGCCGGGGUUCCCCAUGAUGAACCCCGACAUGGACGCCGGCCCCAACCCCAUGUCCCGUCCGGGUCUGGCCUGGCCCGACGACAUGGCCAAAAUGGGAGAUGGCCGGGGCUUUCCUCCGGGGCAGGGGGUGUACGGGGGCCCCGGGGGGCGAGGUGAGAGGUUCCCCAAUCCACAGGCCGUGCAGGAAGCCAUGUUCCAGCAGGGUAUGGGGGACAAGCAGGCCAUGGGCCUCCCUCCGGGCAUGGUGAUGGAGAUGAACAGGAUGAUGGGAAACCAAAGAGCCAUGGACCCCCGAAUGCCCGGGGGGGAAGGCCCCAUGAGCCCCUCCCGCAUGGAGUUUGUGAAGGGGAUGGGCCGGGACAUGGGGGAAUUCGGCAUGGGCCCCGGGAACAUGAAGGACAUGCACCUCGCCAUGGGGCCCGGCCCCCCGAUGAUGGGAGGGAAGAUGCGAGAGCCGCCCAUGAGCCUGAGUCCUGAGGAGAUCAUGAAGCUGAGGCAGGGAGGAGCAGGGGGGCCUCCACCGGACAUGGGGCCACCUCCCGAAAACAUGGGGCCCCAGCAGAAGAUGCUGCAGGGGCCCCCGUUCCCCGACCAGCCGCAGCCAGGGGACUUCAUGGGGCCCAACCGAGGGUUCCCGGGGAUGCCCCACGGGCCCCAGGGGCCCGGGAACAUGAGAGGCCCCCGGGGCGAGCCCUUCGGCCCUGAUCAAAGAACUAACAUGGGCGGCAACGGGCGGCUCAGCCACCUGCCCCCUCUACCUCCCAACCAGCCGCCCCCUCCGAAUCCUGCCGGCAUGGGCGCGGGGCCCCCGGGGGGCCCGAGGGGCAUGGGGCGGAAGCCCUCGGACCUGAGCGUGCCCACCGGCCCCGUCAACUCGCCCAACGUCAACCCGCUGAAGUCGCCCACGCUGCGGCAGGUGCAGUCGCCCAUGCUGGGCUCGCCCUCCGGGAACCUCAAGUCGCCCCAGACGCCGUCCCAGCUGGCCGGCAUCCUGAGCGGGCCCUCUGCCGCAGCCGCCGCCGCCUCCAUCAAGUCCCCACCCAUGAUGGGGUCUGCCGGCGCCUCUCCCGUCCACCUCAAGUCCCCCUCUCUCCCUGCCCCCUCCCCUGGCUGGACUUCCUCCCCCAAACCCCCCAUGCAGAGCCCCGGGAUCCCCCAGAACAACAAGCCCCCCCUGAGCAUGACCUCGCCCAACAUGAUGGGCAGCGUCGAGCAAGGUGGAAACGGUCCCCCCUCACAACCCCCCUCUAGUAACUCCUCUGGCCAGCCUGGUUCCAUGAACCUGUCAGCGGGUCUCUCAACAGGCAGCCCCUACGCCCUGCCCCCUGAGCCUACGCUAUCCCAGAAUCCCCUCUCCAUCAUGAUGUCCCGGAUGUCCAAGUUUGCCAUGCCGAGCUCCACACCCCUCUACCACGAUGCCAUCAAGACCGUCGCCAGCUCGGACGAUGACUCGCCGCCUGCCCGGUCGCCGAACCUGCCCAUGAAUAACAACAUGCCUGGAAUGGGAGUGAAUCACCACCCGGGACACCCCCGCAUGAUGGGCCCCAACUCUUCCGGCCACGCCCUGAGCCCCAUGAGCAUGAGCAUGGGCUCCCAGCCGCUCUCCCACGGCAUGCCCAACCAGAUGCCCUCGCCCAACCCCAUGGGCCCGGGUAUGCCCCCCCACCCUGGGCCCAUGGGACCCGGCAUGAUGCCCCAUGGCAUGAUGAUGCCCCCAGUGCCCCAGGACCCCGGGAUGCCCGGCCCCCAGAUGAUGCCUCAGGGGCGCAUGGGCUUCCCCCCCCAGCGACAGCAGGGCUUUCCCCCGGGCCAGUCGCCGCCCCAGCAGGUCCCCUUCCCCCACAACGGCCCCGGGCCCCAGGGGGGGUUCCCCCACGGGAUGGGGUACCCCGGGGAGGGGGGUCCCAUGGGCAGGCUGGGCGGCAUGCCCCACGGCGGGGGCGGCGAGCCGGGAAUGUGUAAACCAGGCGGACCUGGUGGCCCUGAGGCCUUCGGCAACAUGCCGGGCGUAUUCAACGACGCCGACCUGCACGAGGUCAUCCGGCCCGGGGCUUCGGGCAUCCCCGAGUUCGACCUCUCCCGCAUCAUCCCGUCCGAAAAGCCCAGCCAGACCCUGUCGUACUUCCCCCGGGGCGACGCCGGCGGGGGCAAGCCCCCCGGGUUCCCCCAGAUGCAAGGCAUGAUGGGAGAGGGGAGCCCCAGGAUGGGCCUGCCGAUGCCGGGCCCCGGGCACAUGGGCCCCCAGGACAUGUCCAUGGGUAACCCGGGGCAACACGGCAUGCGCCCGCCGGGCUUCAUGCCCCAGGGCAUGAUGGGACCUCAGCACCGGAUGCUGUCGCCGGGGCAGCCCGGCAUGAUGGGAGGCCCAGGGAUGAUGCAGGGCAAAGAGAGGGGCCCGAUCUACAACCACCCGGGGCCCGUGGGCUCGCCCAACAUGAUGAUGUCGCUGCACGGCAUGGGCGGCCCCCAGCAGACUAUGAUGAUGCCGCCGCAGAUGAGGCCCCGCGGCAUGGCGGGCGACGUGGGGAUGGGCUUCAACCCCGGGCCCGCCAACCCAGGGAACCUAAUGUUCUGAGCUGCUGAGAACUCGCCAAAACAUAACAAAACACAGAAACCAAGCUUGAGAGCAAGAACCGAAUGGAGUACAAAAAGAAGACUUGUCCUUAAGAAGCACGAGUGUAGCCGGGGACUACAGGAGAAGUGCCGUCGCUUGCACUCGCUCUCACGUGAGGAGUGGCAACCCCACAUUCCCCUCCUGCUCACCCUUCUGAGGGCAAAACCAUGGUCUGUGCGCACACACCGAGGGAAGGUGUACAAAACCAGAAUGAGUUCUUCACGGAUCUUCGCUUUUUUGGGGUGGGGCAGUUGGAGGAGGGUGGAGAGGGGGUUAUUUUGUUUCAGAAACUCCUGAAUGUAUGGAAGUAAAUCUACAUGAUUAGCUCAGAACUGCUCCUAGAAUUUUUGAAAUCCACCAAUGUUUGGACUUCGGAAGCUAUGUUGGGGAAAAAAACAACCGGAAAUAGAGGUCUGUAGUUGUACUUUUUUUUUUUUUUUUUUUUUACAAAGGAAAAAAGUCAAAUAAAAAAACUAAAUAAGAAAACAUGAUUCAUCAAGGAAAGGGUAAAAUACACGAACCGAGAAAAAACAGUGAACUCGCAAAGGAGACUCCAUUUUGUCACCAGGUUGCACCGUUAUUGCUGUCUGUUAUCGUCUCAUCUGAGCUGUUCCCUCCAGAGAUAAAAAUGCUCUUUGUAUUUGUGUACUGUACUUGUAUUGUAAAAGGGAUUUUAGCAGUGACUUGGGUUUUCCCAUCUGUUUUGCAUUAGGGGGGUGGGAGGUGGUGUACCCCCACCCCCCCCCACCCACCACACAGUACUGUUUACCACAGGUGGGCUUGGACAAUUUUCUUUUUUUUUAUUUGUAACUCCAGUGUAUAACAAACCAAACUAUGACCUCAUUACAGAUAAUAGUAUUAUAAAAAGCACAAACAUGGAUUAACUAUAAAUAAAAAGGUGUCUCUCUCCUCCUUUUUUAUUGUAGAGAAAAACACUAUGGAUAAAGUAGGAACCGUAAUUAUCUAUAUGCAGUGUGUCCUCUGGUUCUUCAGCCACAUUUUCCAAGGGGGGUGGGGGAAUCCUCAGCUCUCAAAAUGGUGGAUCAUGCUUGUACCAGGUUCAGUCUUUUACCGUUAUACCUGUUUUCAACAGUCAUGCAAACAUGACUUUAUUACUAUUAUUUUCACAUUUUUUGUGUAUAGUUACUCGAGAUAAUUCCAGGUGCGCAAGGCGGUGAGUCGACACCUGGAGUUCUGGAGGUCAAAACCAGAAUUUUGUUUAAAAAAAUUAAAAAAUAAAUGAAAUAAAAAGCAAAAAGAAACAGAACUAAAACAUAGAAAAUGGUUUGUUUUGUUAUCUCCCUCCCCCUCCUGUGUAAACUUGUCAUGUGUAACUCCAUUGACUUUGGUACAGAACCACUUCCCAGCGCUGUGGUGUUGAAGACAAAUAAAAUAUAUUGUUUGGUAUAAAGCA